Messenger RNA from Magnolia sinica, 2948 nucleotides. RefSeq names its product casein kinase 1-like protein HD16. Gene Ontology annotation, cellular component: cytoplasm; nucleus. Gene Ontology annotation, molecular function: protein serine/threonine kinase activity; ATP binding. The transcript is spliced from 17 exons. Bases 434 to 2575 code for a protein of 713 amino acids. NCBI's taxonomy places the organism in Eukaryota, Viridiplantae, Streptophyta, Magnoliopsida, Magnoliales, Magnoliaceae. The record is from RefSeq and is a predicted model, not a curated record. Gene Ontology annotation, biological process: peptidyl-serine phosphorylation; signal transduction; endocytosis.
AGAUUUCGGACAGAGAAGCAAAGACGACACAAAACACAUCCAGAUUUCCCUCUCAUCUUUCUUCUCUCCAUUCAUCUCUCUCUCUCUCUCUCUCUCUCGAUUUCUUCAAUAAAACCCUAAUUUUCAGAUAUAUCCUGCAUUCAUCUUCAUCACAGAUUUCAUCUUCCAGUCGUCUCUUUCUCUCUCUCUCUCUACCUCUCUCUCUUCAUCGCAAUGUUGGAGUAAAGCAUCAGCUCUGGCGAAGAUCUGCAUCCGAUCGCUGCUGAUAGAUGACCGUGGAUCUGAUCAGAACUCAAUCGCUCCGUUUUCCACGGUCCGAUCGUCUCAGUCUUGGACAUCCUCAUGUAAUGAUCCCUGCCUUUUUUGUUCGGGACCAGGAAAUCGGAAGGGAUUUUGGGGAAUUUAAUGCGGGCGUGAAUUGCAUGGGGAGAGGAUGCCAGAGUUGCGUAGUGGGGCCCGGCAAGCUCGGUUGAAAUCUAAGCGUCUUGAUGAUCUUCAGCAGCCUUCGCCGCAACAGCACCCGUUUGAUCAAGCGGAGAAUUGGGUUCUGCCUACUCAGAACCGGACUGGAAGGAGAGGUGGGGCUGGAAGAGGAAAGGGUGCCAAUGCUGUGGCCAUAGCGAAAGGGCCUUCUGCUAGUCCGGCUAGGCCGAGUGCUAGAGGGAGGGGGAUUAGGCUGAUAGACUUGGACCUAGAGCAGCCUUGUGGGGUCCUGCCUGAAGCUGCCCUUGGUGGGGCCCAAGACCAGGGUCUGAUCCGGACGGAGGCUGUCGCUGGCAAGGAAUUGGUGAUGGAGGGAGGGAGUGCUGAUAAAUUGAUGGGGGCUGAAGAAGAAGCGGGCGUGGCUCCUGUUCCUGACAAGGUGCAAGUAGGUAAUUCCCCUGUAUAUAAAAUAGAGAGGAAGCUGGGUAAAGGUGGUUUCGGUCAGGUUUAUGUUGGCAGAAGGGUAAGUGGUGGCACAGAGCGAACUGGACCAGAUGCCUUGGAGGUGGCACUGAAAUUUGAGCACCGUAGCAGUAAAGGUUGCAAUUAUGGUCCUCCUUACGAGUGGCAAGUCUACAAUACUCUCAAUGGAUGUUAUGGAUUACCAUGGGUUCAUCACAAAGGUCGGCAAGGAGAUUACUACAUCUUGGUCAUGGACAUGCUUGGGCCCAGUCUUUGGGAUGUCUGGAAUUCUGUAGGCCAGGCGAUGUCACCAAGUAUGGCGGCUUGCAUUGCUGUGGAGUCUAUAUCGAUUCUUGAGAAGCUUCACUUGAAAGGGUUUGUGCAUGGAGAUGUGAAGCCGGAGAAUUUUUUACUUGGUCAACCUGGAACUGCUGAUGAGAAGAAGCUAUUUCUUAUUGAUCUUGGCUUGGCAUCUAGAUGGAAGGACUCGACAUCAGGUCAGCAUGUUGACUAUGACCAAAGGCCCGACAUCUUCAGGGGAACAAUAAGAUAUGCAAGUGUUCAUGCACAUUUAGGUCGGACAGGAAGUAGAAGGGAUGAUCUUGAGUCAUUGGCUUACACAUUGAUAUUUCUUAUCAGAGGAAGGUUGCCCUGGCAAGGCUAUCAGGGAGACAACAAGAGUUUUCUUGUCUGUAAGAAAAAAAUGGCUACUUCUCCAGAGUUGCUCUGUUGUUUCUGCCCGCCUCCAUUCAAACAGUUUCUUGAGAUUGUGACAAAUAUGAAAUUUGAUGAAGAGCCAAAUUAUUCCAAGCUCAUUUCCCUCUUUGAAAGCCUGAUCGAGCCAUGCACACCCUUGAGACCGAUCAGAAUCGACGGGGCUUUGAAGGUUGGACAAAAACGAGGAAGGUUGCUUGUAAAUCUGGAGGAAGAUGAGCAACCUAAGAAGAAAAUCCGGUUAGGAAGUCCAGCAACCCAGUGGAUUUCCGUUUACAAUGCACGCCGGCCCAUGAAGCAGAGAUACCAUUAUAAUGUAGCAGAUUUAAGGCUUUCCCAACAUGUAGAUAAGGGAAAUGAAGAUGGUUUACACAUCAGUUGUGUGGCUUCUUCUACAAAUCUUUGGGCCCUCAUCAUGGAUGCAGGAACAGGUUUCUCUUCUCAGGUUUAUGAACUGUCAGCUGUCUUCUUACAUAAGGACUGGAUUAUGGAACAAUGGGAAAAGAAUUACUACAUCAGUGCAAUAGCUGGUGCAGCCAAUGGGAGUUCGUUGGUUGUUAUGUCCAAAGGGACACCUUACACACAACAGUCCUACAAGGUGAGUGAAUCAUUUCCUUUCAAGUGGAUAAAUAAGAAAUGGAAAGAAGGUUUCCACGUUACGUCCAUGACUACGGCAGGCAAUCGGUGGGGUGUGGUAAUGUCAAGAAACUCUGGGUAUUCUGACCAGGUUGUGGAGCUAGAUUUUCUUUAUCCAAGUGAAGGAAUACACCGGCGAUGGGAAAACGGUUACAGGAUAACCUCCACUGCUGCCACUCCAGACCAAGCUGCCUUCAUAUUAAGCUUACCAAAACGUAAAAUGAUGGAUGAAACACAGGAAACUCUCCGUACCACUGCUUUUCCAAGCACCCAUGUAAAGGAAAAAUGGUCCAAAAAUCUCUACAUUGCUUCAAUUUGCUAUGGCCGGACUGUUUGUUGAUGCUCGGCAAGGUGUAUUCUCAGUGAUUAGCAAAAGCAAGAAAAGAAUCAGAAGGUAUUCAAUUUUUGAAAGCUGAGGGGGCAUCUUGUCAUUGGAUUCUUUUUGUGCAUUGCAUGUGUAAGUUUUGUCUCCUGGAGUUUGAUUGACUUUACCCUGAUGUGAAUGAAAGAAAUCCGGGCUUCUCAUAUAGCAUAUCCUUCUCCAUCCAUGUAAAAAGAUCGCUGAGUCCAUGUUCUAGGCAAAACUCAUUUGGUGGAGAUAGUGAUUUGUUCAGAAACCCCGUAUAAAUAGUCUUUUGGCUAGCAAAAGCCAAAGCAUACCUCCUACUUUUCAAAGUGCUUAUAUUAGUAAAAUAAAUCUGCAAUUAAUUUCC